Molecule: messenger RNA, 1599 nt
Organism: Pseudovirgaria hyperparasitica
Lineage: Eukaryota; Fungi; Ascomycota; Dothideomycetes; Acrospermales; Acrospermaceae
Product: cytochrome P450 61
Exons: 4
Coding region: 1-1599 (532 amino acids)
Biological process (GO): sterol metabolic process
Molecular function (GO): heme binding; monooxygenase activity; oxidoreductase activity, acting on paired donors, with incorporation or reduction of molecular oxygen
Source: RefSeq, a predicted model, not a curated record
AUGUCGGUGAACGCAAACUUCGCGUCGCCCACUGCGGAUGCUCAAUUCGCGCCUUCAACGGACUUCGUUAAGAACAAUCUCGCGUUCUCAAUCCUAGCGCACAUAAACGGAUGGUCGGCCCUUUUGACUAUAAUCCUGGUCGCUAUCGCUUACGAUCAGUUCAAAUACAUCUUGAAUAAGGGUUCAAUCGAGGGGCCUGCGUGGAAAGCACCAUUCAUUGGUCCAUUCCUAGAAUCUGUUAAUCCUAAAUUCGAGAAAUAUUAUGCCAAAUGGAUGAGCGGGCCGUUGAGCUGCGUUUCUGUCUUUCACAAGUUCGUUGUCAUUGCCUCCACUCGCGACAUGGCCCGCAAAGUCUUCAAUUCGCCCUCAUUCGUCAAACCCUGCGUGGUUGAUGUUGCUCACAAGCUCUUACGUCCAAACAAUUGGGUUUUCCUCGAUGGCAAGGCACACGUUGAUUAUCGCAAGGGUCUCAAUGGUCUGUUCACUCGUCAGGCUCUUGAGAUGUACCUGCCAGGACAGGAGGAAAUUUACAACCUGUACUUCGCGCGAUUUCUUAAGGUCACCGAGGAGGCCAAUGGAAAGCCUGUGCAGUUUAUGCCCGAGUUCCGGGAGCUGCAAUGCGCCGUAUCCAUGCGAAGCUUCGUCGGUCACUACAUGCCCGACGAAUCGGUGAAAAAGAUUGCGGACGACUACUAUCUAAUUACUGCCGCUUUGGAACUGGUCAACUUUCCUAUCAUCAUUCCUUUUACGAAGACAUACUGGGGUAAAAAGGCUGCGGACAUGGUACUUGAGGAGUUCUCUAAGUGCGCUGCAAAGAGCAAGGUCAGAAUCGCUGCGGGAGGUGAACCCAACUGCAUUCUAGAUGCCUGGGUACUGCAGAUGGUCCAGUGUGAGAAAUACCGUCAAAAGAUCGCGCAAGGAAUCGAUGUCCCGCAAUCUGAGAAGCCAUCAAUGCUUAUCCGCGAAUUCACCGACUUCGAGAUUUCCAUGACCCUUUUCACCUUCCUUUUCGCAUCUCAGGACGCGACUUCGAGCGCUUGCACUUGGUUGUACCAACUCAUGGCUGAUCAGCCUCACUAUCUUGAAAGGGUCCGCGAGGAGAACUUGCGCCUACGCAACGGCGACCGUAAUGCACCCCUCAGCAUGGAUAUGCUGGAAAACAUGACAUUUACUCGCGCCGUUGUCAAGGAGACUCUACGUUACCGGCCACCUGUGCUCAUGGUACCUUACGUUGCGAAGAAGGCUUUCCCCAUCACCGACACAUAUACUGCGCCCAAGGGCUCCAUGGUAAUUCCAACGACUUACCCUGCGCUUCACGACCCGGAAGUCUACCCCAACCCAGAUACAUUUGAUCCCGAUCGAUGGAUCACUGGCGAUGCCGAGAAGCAAGUCAAGAACUGGCUUGUUUUUGGAACCGGACCCCAUUACUGUCUCGGCCAGGUCUACGCUACACACAAUCUCAUGGCCAUGAUUGGUAUGGCGAGUAUGUUUCUUGACUGGAAACAUACUGUCACAGAGAAGUCGGAAGAGAUCAAGGUGUUCGCAACCAUCUUUCCGAUGGAUGACUGCUACCUCACGUUCUCGAAGCGCGAGGCUUGA